AUGGACGUGGACGUGCGCAGCCCGCUAGCCCGCCCAGGCGGCCAAGACGAGGGGCAGUUCGAACGAGAAUUGUUCUCGAACAACAGCAUCACGUGGAAGGAGAAGUAUGAGGAGACGAAGGAGUUGCUCAGGAGCUACAACUUGUUCUCAGACCACCUGAUAAAUUAUAGUGUGGAUUUCUACUUCAACAAAUUGGGCUUCAACAGGCUGCACUUUGAGGAAACCAGUCCACACCUUAUAAGCAAAGUAGUGGUGUGCAUCAUAACGGCCAAGAUAAACGAGCAGUAUUCGAGCGAUAAGUAUUUCCCAACAUUUGAAGAAAAACACGACAACGUGAUAUUCAUAAUAACGAGGGUCUUCGCAAAUGACUACAAAACCAGGUUAAAUUACAAAAUGGAGAAGAAAAUAGAAGAAAAAUAUUUCCACUUUAGUGAUAUGUCCAAGGAUUGUUAUCGAAUGAAAAGCUUCCGAUCGGUUCACUCCGUAUUUGAUAAAGAGCAUACGUACGAAGAACCCUUACGCACGUACAUUUUAGAACUCCCAACUUAUAGUGAUGAUAUUAUUAGUGAAAAUGAGACUGACCUUGAGAAACUUAUGGAUGUUAAUUUUUACAGUUACAUUAAGGGUACCAAGAGGGAGAAAAUUUACCAUGAGCUGAACAAAGCAGUUCUAUACGACUUGACGGGACAAUUCAUACAGACGUAUUACUACACGACGUCGAUGAACACCUUCUCAUUAACCAUUGCUGUGAAGAGGAGUAAUGUUAUAUCUUCCAUUUUUUCCCUCAUCGGUGACUGCUUAAAUAUGCACAGAUGCUUCUCCUACUCCAAGUAUGUGGAGCCACUGAAAAACGGAGUCCUCCUAAUUAUACUGAAUGUCAAUGUAAUUACCAAUUCGGAGGAGAAUAAGAAAGGAGUGGAAGAUGCCCAGAAAAUGCUGCAAAUCCUGGAGGGAAAAAUUCACAAGAUUGUAAAGUCGCUAAAGACCUUGUGCCUUUUUAACGACUCUAAGUUUAUACAGCUGUCCGUUAAGCGUAUAUUCACUGCAGAAGAAUCGGCAUACAUUUUCUUAAUCAUUAAGUUCAUCACGUUCUUCUCGACUAACUCUUUCUCCAGUUACAAAAAUGUCGAGCAUGCACUACAUCUAAGAAACAACACCGACAGCAGCAGUAGUAGUAGUGCCAUUAUGAACGAUUUCUACAUCAUUAAGGAGAAACUAAAGAGCUCCAAGUACACCAAGGAGGAGAUCCUGAGUUGUGCCCUUAGCAAUGUUAAGACCAUUAAACUUUUGUUUGCCAAUUUUGAGAGGAAGAUGAAUCCGCAGGGGGGGGAAGUGGAGCCUGCCACCCCAUCGUCAAGCAAUUCUUCAUACUACCCCGCAGACGACGCCUCUCCGUACAAGUCGAGUAAAGACAUUAUCGACGAAAUAGAAGACAAUCAACAUAAGAAGAUUCUGCAGUAUUUCCACCUUUUCGAGAAACAUGCAAUAAAAACGAACUUUUUCCGCAUGCACAAAAUCAGCUUCGCAGUAUCCUUUGACGGUGCACUUCUCAAAGAUUCUAUAUACGACGCUGAGCCCUACUCCGUCAUCAUGAUAUGUGGUCUUCACUUUGUUGGCUUCCACAUCAGGUUCACAAGGAUCUCUAGAGGAGGUAUCAGAAUAGUUAUAUCGAACAACAUGAACUCCUACAUGCACAAUUAUAACAACCUCUUCGACGAAGCAUAUAACCUCGCCUACACACAAAACUUCAAAAACAAGGAUAUACCAGAAGGAGGAAGUAAAGGAAUCCUCCUCCUAGAUCCAGAUGUGUGUAAUGUUGCCAAUACAAAGUAUAUUAAAAAUUUGUGCUUUUACUCGUAUGUGAAUUCCAUUUUGGAUCUGUUGACUGAUGGAACAGGGGAUGACAAUUAUGGUUUUGGAAGAAGGGAUGGAGACUUGUUUGGCGGUAUUUCGCUUAACUCCAGCAUGGAUAGGAACUACAACAACACUUCCACCUUGGGGGAUGUCACCACAGAUAUGUUGACUCCAAGACAGAAUUUUUCCUACGCCAACGGCACGGCUGAACAGGCGGUCCACAAGAUCAUGUGCGGAAAAAAUAGCGACAGCAUCCCAGUACACAAUCGCGCAGAAGUAGAGGAAGAAAAAUACCUGUGUGCCAACCUCCAGAAUGAGGAAGAUCUUAUCUUCCUUGGCCCAGAUGAAAACACGGGUUCCGAUCAGCUCAUGGACUGGGCUUGUAUAAUCGCAAAAAAGAGGGGCUACAAAUUCUGGAAGACCUUUUCUACAGGAAAGCUGAGAAAAAAUGGAGGAGUUCCUCAUGACCAUUAUGGAAUGACAACCCUUGGCAUAGAAACGUAUAUAAGAAAGUUAUGUGAAAAAUUGAAUCUGAAGGAAGAAACUAUAAGGAGAUCUAUCGUUGGGGGCCCUGAUGGCGAUCUCGGAAGCAAUGCCAUUUUACAAUCGAAGACGAAAAUAACCUCCAUCAUUGACGGUUCGGGAGUUUUGUACGACAAAAAUGGCUUGGAUAAGGAGGAACUCAUUCGGCUAGCUAAAAGAAGGAACACUCCAGGAAAAAAGCUAGGCACGUCCUGUAUCCUGUACAAUGAGAAAUAUCUUUCUAAAGAUGGGUUCAAAAUAUCUAUUGAAGAUCACAAUGUAGAUGUGCUAGGAAAAGUUAUUAAGAGUGGCCUAGAAUACAGAAACAGCUUUUUCCUGAACCCACUAAAUGCUUGCGACUUGUUCAAUCCCUGUGGAGGUAGACCCCACUCGAUCAACGUGUUUAACGUUAACAGUAUUAUUAUUAACGAACGGUGCAUUUACAAGUACAUUGUCGAAGGGGCAAAUGUAUUUAUCUCCGACGACGCGAGGAAAAUAUUGGAAGCGAAAAAUGUAAUUCUCUUCAAAGAUGCAUCUACCAACAAGGGAGGUGUCAUAUCGAGUAGUUUGGAGGUUCUAGCCGGACUGGUUCUCUCCGAUCAGCAAUUCAUCGAAAUGAUGUGCUCUCCCGAUAGUGAUAUCCUCCUUGUGGAUGAAAAUGAACUUACCUUCAUGAACCUGAAUCAAAAGAAUAACCAUUCCCUGUCCUUCACGAGCUCCAUGUUGAUGGGAAGGAAUGCACAACAUGAGAAGAAGGAGAUAGAAACAGAAGGAGAGAAGGAAAUCCUCUCCAACAACAAUCUGGACGAUAGCGUGUCCCCUUUUUACAAGGAGUACGUCAAGGAAAUCCAGAAAAAGAUCGUACACUACUGCGAGUUGGAAUUUGAAUCCCUCUGGAGCGAGACUAGACGAACCAAAACCUCCAUUUCCCAAGCGACAAACGUUCUUUCGAACAAAAUCAGCGAACUGAAAAAGGAUAUCCUCUCUUCCGAUACACUUUGCACGGAUCGGAAGCUAAUGCAGAAAGUGUUGAAGGAUGUCAUUCCAAACAUUCUACUUGAGAAGGUAACCUUUGAUCAGAUUUUCGACAGGGUUCCCUACAUCUACCUACGUUCCCUUUUUGCAGCUGCACUCGCCUCCAACUACUACUACUCUCAGCAGUUCCUCAGCGAUCUCUCUGUUUUUAACUUCUUCGAAUAUAUUCGCCGUCUACAGAGUGAUGCGUAG
Molecule: messenger RNA, 3603 nt
Organism: Plasmodium knowlesi strain H
Lineage: Eukaryota; Apicomplexa; Aconoidasida; Haemosporida; Plasmodiidae
Product: glutamate dehydrogenase, putative
Exons: 1
Coding region: 1-3603 (1200 amino acids)
Cellular component (GO): mitochondrion
Molecular function (GO): L-glutamate dehydrogenase (NAD+) activity
Source: RefSeq, a predicted model, not a curated record